Drosophila navojoa is the source of this 379-nucleotide messenger RNA. RefSeq lists its product as uncharacterized. Lineage: Eukaryota; Metazoa; Arthropoda; Insecta; Diptera; Drosophilidae. The record is from RefSeq and is a predicted model, not a curated record.
AAUUCGAAUCAAGAACAUGAAAGCCACAUUAGUUCUGUGCUGUUCGCUGUUGGCAAUCCUGUCCGGCGCUACUUUGAUCCACGGACGAUUCUGGAACGGCAAUAAUAAUCUGGGCAACGGCAACGGCAAUUCGCCAAGGAUCUGUGUGCUCGAAAAUUGCAAUUUGUUUGCCACUAACGAGGUCUGCGCCCGCUAUGGACGCUCGAAUCUCUGCAAACGAUUCUCGAACAGCUGCCAGGUGCGCUACGACACCUGCGUCACUUCCGUGACCUACACAUCGGUCCCCAUAUCCUUGUGCGCGAACAUUCCGGUGGGCACACGCCGACAGUGUUCCAGCAGCUCCAAUGCGCAGGCCAUCGUCAUAGGCAGACGUGGUUAA